AUGGCUACCGUCAAUAUCCGCCGGGAUGUUACCGAUCCCUUCUACCGCUACAAGAUGGAAAAGAUCCAGUCCAAGAUCGAAGGCAAGGGCAACGGUAUCAAGACCGUCAUUGUCAACCUUCCCUCGGUCGCCCACUCGCUCAGCCGUCCCCCUUCGUACGUGAUCAAGUACUUCGGUUUCGAGUUGGGUGCCCAGGCCAACGCCAAGCCUUCCGACGAUCGCUGGAUCAUCAAUGGUGCCCAUGAUGCUUCCAAGCUCCAGGACUACCUUGAUGGAUUCAUCUCCAAGUUUGUUCUCUGCAAGAAGUGCAAGAACCCAGAGACUGAUGUCAACAUCAAGGAUGAGAAGAUCACCCUGGAUUGUAAGGCCUGCGGUCAGCGGACCGACGUUGAUCCUCGUCUGAAGCUGAGCACCUUCAUCGUCCGUAACAACCCCAAGGGUGGCAAGAAGGAAAAGAAGGACAAGAAGGCUCGCCGCGAGCAGAAGAAGGAGAAAUCCGCUGCCAACGGCGAGGACGCCAGCCCCGGCGACAGCAACAACUCUGAGAAUGGUUCCUCCAACGGUGACGCCGAAGAUGCUGGCAGCGAUGACGAAUUGACUCGCCGCAUCAAGGCCGAGGCCGAGAACAUCGAGGUCGAGAAGGAGAUCAAGGAUGAUGACUGGGCCUUCGAUGUCUCUGAGGAGGCCGUCAAGGCUCGUGCCAAGGAGCUUCCUUCGGACCUCAAACGGUCCCUCGUCCUUGAAGACGAAGACGAUGAGGCUGACGGUCCUUCCUCGUACGAGCAGCUCGGUAGCUGGAUCGUCGAGACCGCCGAGGAGAAGGGUGGUGUCACUGAAGUCAGCGACAUUGACAUCUACAAGAAGGCCAAGGACUUUGGCAUCGAGACCAAGCACAAGACUGUGGCCGUUCUGGCCCAGAGUAUCUUCGAUGACAAUAUCGCCAAGCAGGUUGAGGACCGCGCAUCUCUUUUGGCCAAGAUGAUCACCUCUGAGCGUCACGAGAAGGCCUUCCUCGGUGGUACUGAGCGCUUUGUUGGCCAGGAUCGCCCUGCCCUGAUCUCCCAGGUGCCCGCUAUCCUGCUCGCGUACUAUCAAAACGACCUGGUGUCCGAAGAAACCCUCAAGGCUUGGGGCUCGAAAGCGAGCAAGAAGUACGUCGACAUCGCCACCAGCAAGAAGAUCCGCAAGGCUGCCCAGCCCUUCCUGGAGUGGCUGGAGACCGCCGAGAGUGAUGACGAGGAGAGCGACGAGGAGUAA
Molecule: messenger RNA, 1257 nt
Organism: Penicillium oxalicum
Lineage: Eukaryota; Fungi; Ascomycota; Eurotiomycetes; Eurotiales; Aspergillaceae
Product: translation initiation factor eIF5
Exons: 1
Coding region: 1-1257 (418 amino acids)
Biological process (GO): formation of cytoplasmic translation initiation complex; translational initiation; formation of translation preinitiation complex
Cellular component (GO): cytosol
Molecular function (GO): GDP-dissociation inhibitor activity; eukaryotic initiation factor eIF2 binding; translation initiation factor activity
Source: RefSeq, a predicted model, not a curated record